Messenger RNA from Cimex lectularius (bed bug), 2754 nucleotides. RefSeq lists its product as uncharacterized. Bases 439 to 2559 code for a protein of 706 amino acids. The transcript has 8 exons. NCBI's taxonomy places the organism in Eukaryota, Metazoa, Arthropoda, Insecta, Hemiptera, Cimicidae. The record is from RefSeq and is a predicted model, not a curated record. Gene Ontology annotation, molecular function: protein binding.
UGGCGCGUUCGUUGAGGUUCUUACAAUUAAUGCACUUACAUUCGUGGGUUUAUUAAAGUCUUUAGUAUCAUGGUUAAGUGAACAUUUCGCAUAAUUGAUAUCAUUCUUGCAACCGUGGCUCGUGUGACGGAAUUGAUUACAAUGGUAUCACCGUUUAAUAUAAAUAUAAUCAGCAGCUCGACAAACGGACCAGGAUUGCAUAAUUUUCGUCUACGCAAGAUUUCUUCUCAAGUUCGUGAAGAUGAAGGGUUAAGAUUCUGUGACAUGCUCUUUGUCAGCUUGGGGGAUGCAAGAGGCGAUGCAGAAUGUUGUUGAUCGCAAGUAUCUCAACCAGUGUAUCAAUACAUGCUGACGACCAAGUUCCUCGUACCCAACUUGAGGUUGUUGUGGUUGCUUUAUCGUGAUGGUUCUCUUACCGGAAAAUGAGUAAGUCACGCUAUGCUCGUGGAAAUCCUGGUGAUUCUGGUUGUACUGCCGCGGAUACCCGGCGACUGCCCUCCACAGUGCGAGUGCAAAUGGAAAAACGGGAAGGAAUCCGUCAUUUGCGUCAACGGAAACCUGACGAGAAUCCCAGGCCAGUUGGAGGCUGGUACCCAGCUUUUAGAUCUUACUGGAAACAUUUUGAUAUCUAUUGCCAAGGACGCGUUCAAAAACGCCGGACUUCUGAAUCUGCAAAAAAUCUACAUCGCGAAGUGUCGCAUAAGGACGAUGGACAAAUACGCCUUUCGUAAAAUUAUCAACCUCGUCGAGUUGGAUUUGAGUUACAAUUCUCUCAACACCGUUCCUUCACACAUAUUCGAUUCUAUUUCCAAACUGAGAGAACUGAAACUCAACGGCAAUCCGAUUCAAAAGAUAGGUAACGAUGCAUUUUCAAGCGUGCCUCUCGUCAAAUUGGAGAUAUCCGAUUGCAAACUGGCCAGCUUGGAUCCAAACGCUUUUGCCGGGCUGGAAAACUCGUUAGAAUGGUUGAAAGUAGAUCGGAAUCGGUUGAAAGAAAUUCAACCGACGACUUUGACGAGCCUUUUGAGCCUCCAUGGUCUGGAAUUGUCAUCUAACCCGUGGAACUGUUCUUGCGUUUUAAGACCACUCCGGCAAUGGAUGCUGAAUAAUAACAUUCCCACAUCAGUCCCUCCCCUCUGUAAAUAUCCAUCUCGCAUAGAAUCUAAAUCUUGGGAUAAACUGUCUGUCGACGAGUUCGCAUGCAGCCCCGACAUAUCCCCAGUUCGGCCUAGUGUCAAAACGGAAGAAGGUACAAACGUGUCUCUGUCGUGCACAGUUACCGGCAACCCGUUGCCAUCGGUGAAGUGGGUCUGGAAAAACAAGCCGCUCGACAACUCGUCCGCUCACGCCAACAACAAAAAAGUAUACACGCUACGCUUAGUGAACAAGAAAAGCACGUUGAUCGUACACUCGACGGAAAGUUCAGACGCCGGUGUCUAUUUUUGUGUCGCCACGAACAAAGCUGGGAGAGUCGAGGGGAAUGUCACACUUUCGGUGACGAAAAAGAUUCCCGAGACGAAAAUCAGCGGAAAAAUGUUAUUUGGCUGUUCGGUGGUCGGGUUUCUGCUCCUCGUCGCGACCUGCCUCCUCCUCUGUCUUCUCGGGCAGCCGAGAAAAGAAAGCAGAGCUACGAAAGCGGAGAGCUACGAGAAAAUCGAAAUGGACAAAAAAGGAGAUUGCAUCAAUGAUAUAUCGGUUUCGAACAAAAUACAUCCGACCAUGGGCGAAUACAGAAGCAUCCCGACGUUCGAACAAGGAGAGGGUGACGACGAAAAUGGAAGUCCAAACAGUAACCACUCAGAUGCUCCCCGUCCAGCAAACAGGCAAACGACAAGGGAGUUGAGCGCUAGUAAGCUGUACUGCCAGCUCGGCGGAGUCCAACCUCAUAUUCUGAGAAAGGAGGUGCUCCCGACUGCCAGCUUGUACACGACGGCUAUUUCGGAAGAGCGAAACUACCCGGACCUUGUCACCUACCCUCCGACGUCUAAUACAGCCCAAUGCUCGGCUACUUUACCUAGGUCGAAAAUAUGGUACCCGAUGGUCUCGAGCAGCCAAUCGCCCCUCCUGGCCGGAAGCAGAUGCGGAAGCAGCGCCGGCGAGAGUUCGGGUUCUAACAGACGAUUUUCAGCCGAAUCGAGAUCUUCCUCUAAUUACAGGUUUGAAAAGCUGCCGGGCAAGAGCUGCGAGCGGUCGGUGAGUUCGCUGAACCUCUGCAUCGAACCAGAAAUAAGUUGUUCGCAGACGAGGCAGAAGUCCUGGCACCACCCGAGCCUCCCGACGUCUCCAGUGAGGUACCACAUGGCUCAUAAAUACGAUUCUAACGCAGACACUAGCGAAACCCCGAUUCUUAACUUGCUGGGAAGUGCCGUCUACGACUAUCACGCCGCUCAAUUGGAACGUUUCCUAGAAGAGUACCGCUCCCUCCAGGACGAGCUGAAUCGUAUGAAGGAGACGUGCGAGGGUCUGAAGGAAAAGUCUAUCGAAAAACCCGCCCUCUCGGAUUUUUCCUCUUAUCGUUACACUUCGAAUUCCAUCUACAACGAUCUCUUCCGCAAUUGAACUAAAGGUGAUUUCGUACAGAAAAAAAUUAAUGUAUGAAUAAGUGUUCGAGGAAACAAUGUUUUCCAUAUGAUAGUUUUUAUGUAUAAAAUCCAAUCAUAAUAUUAAAAUUAAAUUAAUAAGAAAUUAAGCUGGAAAGCGACCAAUGAACGAAAUUCUUCUGUAAGAAUUAUGAAUUUAUGUCAUUCUUUUUCU